Messenger RNA from Lactuca saligna, 681 nucleotides. The record is from the annotation of a GenBank genome assembly. NCBI's taxonomy places the organism in Eukaryota, Viridiplantae, Streptophyta, Magnoliopsida, Asterales, Asteraceae.
AUGCUACUACUUCUAUCCUUAAUUGUUGUCCCAUGGAUGCUGCUACCCAAGCCUUUCAGUUUAAAGGCACAUCAUAACAGAGCACACCAAGGUGAUUCCUAUGUGGCACUUGAAGGGACAGAUGAGUCAUUAGUGGAGGGAGGUUCGAGAAGCUGGGACAGAUUAGGGGUGGGGGUGGUUGUAAAUGUGGUGAAAAAGUCGGGCCUUCCAGAAGCUGGGAUAGAUUCGGAGAAAUCAUUCUUGAUAUGGGCAUAUAAGAACCUCAGUUUGUGGACCUGUCUCAAGAUGAAAAUCAGAUCCAAUGAGACGAAUGUCAAACCUUUGACCAAGGAGUUAAUUGAUUAUCUACAUGUAAGUGACCAGGACCUCAAGGGAAAUCUUACUGAAAAAAUUUGCUCCAUUGUAGAAAAGCUUUCCCCUGAUAAGAUUUGGUACAUUGAUCAGAUGCUCAUGGUUCUUUCUGAGCGAUUAAGCGAUAUCUCACCUCAUAUGAACCAUAACCGAUAUGGGAGGUUUGUUAAGUUCAUUUUGUUUUCUGAUGCAAAAAAAGUGGCUAAUAUCUUUGUGUUGUGCUGUGGUGUAGCGUUUUCAAUAUCAAUAAUUAAGGCAGAGCAAGCAAUUCUGCAAUGUCUCGAUGUUGCAGCUAAGGCUCCGCAUUGGCCUAUUGGUGUUGAUGGUUAG